Messenger RNA from Ziziphus jujuba (common jujube), 3225 nucleotides. Its product is annotated as probable transmembrane GTPase FZO-like, chloroplastic. Bases 248 to 3025 code for a protein of 925 amino acids. Gene Ontology annotation, cellular component: chloroplast membrane. The transcript has 11 exons. The record is from RefSeq and is a predicted model, not a curated record. Gene Ontology annotation, biological process: thylakoid membrane organization. Gene Ontology annotation, molecular function: GTP binding. NCBI's taxonomy places the organism in Eukaryota, Viridiplantae, Streptophyta, Magnoliopsida, Rosales, Rhamnaceae.
CAGUGGGGGAAAGUGGUGGGAUUCUAGUUGAUUUCAUUGGCGUAAGGAUAAGAAGAUAAUAGUCUAUAGUCCACCAGACUCAUAGAGACGGAGUGGUUGCCGAUAAGGCUCUUCGUCGUCUCUCACACUGUCGCGCUUAAUUCUAAAAUACACAAGAAAAAAAAAAAAAAAAAAACAGAAAGAAAAGAAAACCAUUUCUUUAUCUUUCUUUAUUUCUCUAUAUCAGAGAAAGUCGGGGGUUCUUCGCAUGGUCUAUCCCAUGGUGCUCCUCCUGCCUCUGCAGACCUCCAAGUUACACCCUCUGUUAUGCAUCCCAAUCCCAAUCCACACCCGCCUACCUCGCUUCAAGACCCAACCUCGCCGGACCCACUUUCCCAUUUCAUCAAUUCCUCAGAACCCAUAUCAGGCAACCAGCCAAAACCGUCGAGACCCACAAAAACAACGGCAACGGCAACAACAGCCGCCGAGGACUCUCUACCCUGGCGGCUACAAGCGGCCGGAGAUCGAAGUCCCCAGUUUCGUGCUGCAACUGGAACCAAACGACGUCUUGGCGGAUGGUGAUGGUACAUUGGAAUUGAUUGACAAGGCAGUAUCCAAGUGGGUUAGGAUCGUGGUGCUCAAUGGUGCCGAAGCCAGUGGUGGGAAGCUCUACGAAGCAGCUUGUAAGUUGAAGUCGUUGGUUAGGGACCGAGCUUAUUUAUUGGUCUCCGAACGAGUCGAUAUUGCCGCCGCAGCUAAUGCUAGUGGGGUGGUGCUUUCUGAUCAAGGUCUUCCUGCCAUUGUUGCAAGAAACACAAUGAUGGACUCUAAGUCUGAUUCAGUAUUCCUUCCAUUGGUGGCGAGGAAUGUGCAAACAUUGGAUGCUGCUUUGAAUGCUUCAAAUUCUGAAGGUGCUGAUUUUCUCAUAUAUAGUAUUGGGGAAGAGAACCAGGUUGAUGUUGUGCCCAAGUCGGUUUUUCGAAAUGUGAAGAUACCAAUUUUUGCCAUGUUUACUUCGGGUGGAGAGGAUUUGUUACUCAAAGAGGCAUCAGUAUUACUGAAAUCUGGUGCUAGUGGAUUAGUUUCCACUUUGAAAGGUUUUGAGAUGUUUAGUGAUGAUGCUUUGAGCGAAUUGUUUGAUAAUGUAUACACGCCAAAUUUAAGGACUCAGGAUGAGCUUGAUAAUUUGAAUAAUCUUGAAUUCUUGGAUGUGGAUAACAAUGUACGUGAGGGAAGAGCAGUCGCGGGAUUUAUCAAGUUAGAGGAUAGAGAAAAGCAGUUCAUUGACAGGGAGAAAUCGAUAUUGCUUGAAGCAAUAAAAGUUAUUCAGAGAGCUGCUCCACUGAUGGAGGAGGUUUCGCUUCUCACUGAUGCAGUUUCUCAGAUUGAUGAGCCAUUUUUACUGGCUAUAGUGGGUGAAUUUAACUCUGGUAAAUCGACUGUAAUCAAUGCACUACUUGGAAGAAGAUAUCUCAAAGACGGGGUUGUUCCUACGACUAAUGAGAUCACUUUCUUACGCUACUCUAAAUUGAAUUCUGGUGAAGAACAACGCUGUGAAAGACAUCCAGAUGGUCAAUACAUAUGCUACCUUCCUGCUCCUAUUCUUAAGGAUAUGAAUAUUGUUGAUACACCUGGAACAAAUGUGAUUCUCCAGAGGCAGCAGCGUCUUACUGAGGAAUUUGUACCUCGUGCAGAUUUGCUUCUUUUUGUUAUAUCCGCAGAUCGACCUUUAACUGAAAGUGAGGUGUCUUUUCUUCGUUAUACACAGCAGUGGAAAAAGAAAGUUGUUUUUAUCUUAAACAAAUCUGACCUCUAUCAGAAUGCUAGUGAGCUUGAGGAGGCUAUAUUAUUCAUCAAGGAGAACACGCAAAAGAUGCUGAAUACUGAACAUGUAAUUUUGUAUCCUGUUUCUGCAAGAUCUGCUCUUGAAGCAAAACUUUCUUCUUCGCCAGACUAUGGAAACGAUUCUCAUUGGAAAAUCCGUAGCUUUUAUGAAUUUGAAUCAUUCUUGUAUAGCUUUUUAGACGGGUCAACGAGUACAGGAAUGGAAAGGAUGAAGCUUAAACUUGGAACACCUAUUGGAAUUGCAGAAAGAUUACUUUCUUCUUGUGAAACUCUUGUUAGACAAGAUUUGCGAUAUGCCAAACAAGACUUGGCCUCUAUAAAUGAUAUCGUAGAUAGCGUAAAAGAUUAUGCAUUGAAAAUGGAAAGUGAGAGCAUAUCAUGGAGAAGAAAAGCUUUAUCAUUGAUUGAUGCUGCAAAAUCACGCGUUAUGGAUCUCAUAGAAGCUACUCUGCAAUUGUCAAAUCUUGAUGUUGUUACUUCAUACGUUUUCAAAGGGCAAAAAUCUGCCACCAUGCCAGCCACCUCAAGGGUUCAAAAUGACAUAAUUGGUCCUGGUCUAUUAGAUGCACAAAAACUACUUGGAGAAUAUACAACAUGGUUAGAAUCAAGCAAUACUCAUGAAGGAAUGCUCUACAAGGAAUCAUUUGAAAGACGUUGGCCAUUAUUUGUCAAUCAAAACAGACAGUUGCAUAUGGAGUCACUCAAGUCAUUGAAAAAAGCAAAUGAACUAAGCUUGGGAGUGAUACGAGACUUCAAGGGCACUGCUGCGUCCAAAUUAUUUGAUCAAGAAAUACGGGAAGUGUUUCUGGGGACUUUUGGUGGACUUGGAGCUGCUGGUUUUUCUGCUUCACUUUUGACAUCUGUGCUGCCAACUACACUAGAAGAUCUUCUUGCCCUUGGUCUUUGUUCUGCUGGCGGGCUAUUAGCUAUUUCAAACUUUCCAGCUCGUAGGCAAGCCAUGAUAGAUAAGGUUAAACGGACUGCGGAUGCAUUGGCACGUGAACUUGAAGAAGCCAUGCGGAAGGAUCUCUUGGAAGCUGUUGAGAACAUGGAAAACUUCGUAAAACUUGUUGCGGAGCCAUACCAAGAUGCAGCACAGCAUAAACUAGAAAACCUAUUGAGGAUUCAGAAUGAAAUAUCGAAUAUUGAGAAAGAGCUUCAAACACUGCAAUUUGAGAUUCAAAAUCUUCAUGUUUCAUGACACCUGUUUAGGUUUAUUAGCAGGGUGGCUGGUAGAAUGGAAGAAACUGGGGAAGUGUAAUAACUGUAACGCUGUUGUACAUUUCUUUCUCCUUUUAAGAUCAAUAUUUGUUUCGUUUCAUACUAGUAGAUAAACAUUGUUAUUGAUUGGUUUAGUUCAACAUUUAAGAGAUAUACUAAUUAUUAUUAUUAUUUUUCCUA